AUGCAAACCGUUGUCGAAUACCUCCUUGGCUCAGUGCCACAACCGCUGUCGCUCCAUCCGAAGGCCAUUGUCCUCGGAACAACUGCCAUAUAUUUUCUGCUUCAGAGGACGCUUCGAUUCUUGCGUGUUAAACGUAUGAUGAAAAGUUAUCCGUACAGGAGUAUAGAAAGUCUUGCCAAUAUGACAAAUGACCAUGCGUACGAAAUCCAACGGGAUAUCUUUCAGCUCGAAUUUCCAUACACAGCGGCAAAGGCGCUGGGGUACGCUCUAUUCAGGUAUGAGGGCAUUUUGUUGCUUAUUUCCCUGUCGCAACUGAUUCCUCUUGCAAUGAUUCUCAUCUCGUUUUCAGAACAUACGGUAUCCCGAGCAUCAGUAACUCAUGAAGCGAUCGGCAGAUACUGGUGUUCUCAUACUCGAAUUCCUGACCUCACCACCAAGUUCGGAACGGGCAAACGCUGCAAUUGCGAGGAUGAAUUGGCAACACAGAAAGCCGGAAAAAUCAGCAACGAUGACCUGCUCUAUACACUGUCUUUGUUUGCGCUAGAGCCGGGUAAAUGGAUCCAACGUUAUGAGUGGCGGUCACUUAAUGAGAUGGAACAAUGCGCUUUUGGCGUGUUCUGGAAAUCCAUCGGCGACGCCAUGGAAAUAUCGUAUGACGAUCUUCCUUCCGCAAGAACAGGCUGGAAGAAUGGCAUUCACUGGCUCCACGAGGUUGAAGUCUGGGCCGAAGCUUAUGAGAAAAUCAAUAUGGUGCCGGAUCUUAUGAGUCACAAGACAGCGAACGAGACAACAGCGCUAUUCGUUUAUGGCCUGCCAACCUUCUUGCAAAACGCAGGGAAGCAGUUCGUCACGGCCAUGAUGGACGAUCGAUUGAGGGAGGCGAUUAUGUGA
Messenger RNA from Penicillium lagena, 891 nucleotides. RefSeq lists its product as uncharacterized. Gene Ontology annotation, molecular function: oxidoreductase activity. The record is from RefSeq and is a predicted model, not a curated record. NCBI's taxonomy places the organism in Eukaryota, Fungi, Ascomycota, Eurotiomycetes, Eurotiales, Aspergillaceae. The transcript has 4 exons. The coding region runs from base 1 to 891 and encodes 296 amino acids.